AUGAAGAAGAGCUACUCAAUUCUGAUACUUGUGCAGUUUUUAUGCUUUAGUCUUUCACUAGGAGGGGACACCAUUUCUGUGAAUGUAUCUGUUUCUUCAGGCCAAACAAUUAUGUCUUCAGGUGGGAAUUUUGAGCUUGGUUUCUUCAGACCAGGCGACUCUCGAUCCUAUUACAUAGGCAUAUGGUACAAGAAACUAUAUCCUCAAGAAGUAGUAUGGGUUGCGAAUAGGGAUAAACCACUUGAUAGUGCUGAUGCUAACUUGAUAAUUAGUCGAGGCAAUCUGGUUCUUGUCGAUAGACUUCAAAACUCAAUUUGGUCUGCACUUGCUGGGAACAUCAAUCCAAAUAUUUCAGUUACUGCACUUCUUCGUGAUGAUGGGAAUUUGAUUUUGAAUGAUGUGUCCAAGGCAUCAAUGCCCUUACUACUUUGGCAAAGUUUUGACUACCCAACACACACUUUUUUGCCUGGUGCUAAGAUUGGAUAUGACAAACGGACACAAAGAAAACAGCUUCUGAUUUCAUGGAAGAAUUUGAGCGAUCCAGCACCAGGAUUAUAUUCCAUGGAAAUGGACCCAACGCGUGCUCAAAUUGUUGUAAAAUGGAAUAGGACUAGAGAGUAUUGGGCUAGUGGUUCAUGGGAUGGCAGGACAUUUAGCUUAGUGCCUGAGAUGAGGACAAACUACAUAUAUAAUUUCAGUUAUAUCGACAAUGAGAAUGAGUCGUAUUUUACAUAUUCCCUUAACAAUAGUUCACUCACAUCAAAAUGGAUGAUGGAUGUCUCCGGACUAAUUAAGCAACAAUCAAUCCUAGUUGGCAAUGCUUAG
Solanum lycopersicum (tomato) is the source of this 825-nucleotide messenger RNA. NCBI's taxonomy places the organism in Eukaryota, Viridiplantae, Streptophyta, Magnoliopsida, Solanales, Solanaceae. The record is from RefSeq and is a predicted model, not a curated record.